This is a messenger RNA of Pochonia chlamydosporia 170, 1026 nucleotides long. Its product is annotated as NAD dependent epimerase/dehydratase family protein. Lineage: Eukaryota; Fungi; Ascomycota; Sordariomycetes; Hypocreales; Clavicipitaceae. The transcript is spliced from 6 exons. The record is from RefSeq and is a predicted model, not a curated record. Bases 1 to 1026 code for a protein of 341 amino acids.
AUGAAGAGCCAAGUUUUCAUCGUUGGUCCAGGCUAUGUUGGUCGCGAGAUCAUUGACCUCUUGCUGGCUGAGGGACAGUAUGAGAUUACUACCCUCGUUCGCCGGGAGGCUGCUGCCAAGGAAUUCGAACAAGACGGAGUGAAGGCAGUUCUUGGUGAUCUGAACGACUCAAAGUUGAUUCAGAAACUGAGCGCCCAGAGCGAUGUGGUCUUCCACACUGCAACUGCCGAUCAUUUGGAGUCUGCUCAGGCAAUCCUUGCCGGAAUUGAGGAGCGUGCAAGUCAGGGCAAGAAAACUAUUUACCUUCACCAAAGCGGUGCCAGCGUUCUCAGUGACGCCUCACCCGGCAACAAUGUCAACGACGAAGUUUUCUCAGACAAGACGCCUGCGCAGGUUGACACUUUGGCAGACACUGCGCCCCAUCGCAAGAUUGACCUUGCCAUCUUGAAGGCCCGACAGAAGGUCGGCAACAUGGCCCGGAUCUUCAUUUGGAUGCCCCCUAUCAUCUAUGGCAACAACAGCAAAUACAAGCGUCUCUCUAUCCAGGUCCCGGCAUUGACCCGUUUUGCUUGCAAACAUGGACACGCCGGCUACGUUGACAAUGGCAAGCAGGGAUGGGGAGUAGUUCAUGUCCUCGACCUCGCAAAGGCCUAUGUCCAGGUUCUCCACUGGGUUGAAAAGGCCGAGGAUUCCGACCCAGAGCUGCAGAACCCGUACUUCUUCUGCGAAAGCGGAGAGACCACAUGGGGACAGGUUGGUGAGAUGAUUGGAAAUGGCCUCUAUAAGGCCGGAAGAAUUUCUACGCCCAAGGCACAAUCCAUCCCCGAGUCCGACUACGUGGACCUGUUUGGACAGUUCACACCUGAUGUUGUUGGUUGUAGGUGUCGCAAUCGAGCUGAUAGGCUGCGGGCUAUGGGAUGGAAGCCUGAGCAGUUGGGCUUCGAGGAAGCGUUUGAGAAGGAGGACUUGCCUGUGUUGCUUGCUGAAAAGGGGGAGUUUAAGGCUUCUGGUAUGACGCUUUCGUAA